AGUGAAAUCGUUAGAGUUUACCUCAAACUUGGUUAUUUUCGAAAAGCUGCUGACUAUUACAAAAAAUCUGUCCGAUCAGUUGCAAGCUGAAGAUUUAGAUCUGUCUGGAGCCGUUGAUUUGUUAGAGACUGUGAUAGAGCAAUUGGUGGAGACCAGGGAAUCCGGGUGGGACGAUACAUGGCAGCAAAUUCUUCACUUGGCACAAACCUGCAGCGUUAAUAUGGAUGUUUCUGAUGGAUCACGCAGUCGUGGUGAUCCUGGACUUGUUACCGGUCGUCGCACUCGGAAACAAAAGGAAAUUACUGAUUGCGUUUUAACAGAGACUACUGGGCAGCGAUUAACUGAUUAUUUCACCAACGAUCAAGAUCCCCUGGAUGACGUGGCAAGAACGAAAAUUCAUUUACGACGAAAGCUUUUCUUACCGGUGAUAGACCAAAUGCUGCAGGAACUGGAAUCAAGAUUCAGCAACGAUGGACGAUCCCUUAUGAAGUCAAUUCAGGCUUGUAGUCCACAGUCCCGAAACUUCCUUCAAGCAGACGCCAUUAAUGCCUUAGUGGUACAUUACGACAUAAACCGUGAGGAAAUUGGUUAUGAAACUCAUCAGGCAAGAAAAUUUCUUAAUGCAUCUAUGUGUGAAAUGAAGUCUAUCGCCGACGUCAUUAGAGUUCUUACGCCGGUCAAAGCAGCUUUUCCGCAUCUUAUAUCUGCCUUGCAGAUAGCGUUGACUGUUGGGGUGACAUCUGCCUCAUGUGAGAGAACUUUCUCUAGUUUGAAGAGGCUGAAGACUUACACGAGACAAUCGAUGCUGCAAAGCCGAAUGAACAGUCUAGCGAUUUUGACCAUAGAGAAAGAUGUAGUUGAAACGUUAGAUUUAGAGAGGGUAGUUACGAAAUUUGCAAGUUUAGAAUUUGGAAGAUGCCGAAGAUUAAGUCUAGUUAGCAAAAGCACAAAAUUUUAGUGCUCUAUAGAACAGCUUGUAUUCUAACUGAGCUAAUUAUGAGUACAUGAUUAGGUUUUGUUCGA
Corticium candelabrum is the source of this 1023-nucleotide messenger RNA. RefSeq lists its product as uncharacterized. Gene Ontology annotation, molecular function: protein dimerization activity. The transcript has a single exon. Lineage: Eukaryota; Metazoa; Porifera; Homoscleromorpha; Homosclerophorida; Plakinidae. Bases 221 to 958 code for a protein of 245 amino acids. The record is from RefSeq and is a predicted model, not a curated record.